CUGUUACUCCAGUCUUGCUCGUUUGCACAGUGCUCCCUCGUCCGGCCUGACUUUACUAUCAACUGACGUGUUUUGCGCAUUUCCUGAACCAGCGCAGACAGGCAAAGGGAGGGAUAGGGAAAGGAGAGGUAAUUUGCAGGAAACGAGAGGGAAAGGAGUCAGGGAGGGAGCGCGGCCGACCUCGGGACCUAAUUGAACACUUAUGAACCGUAAAAGAAAAGCAAUUGUUACAUGGUAUCAUCCGUCCAGAGACUAGCAGCGAUCAUGUGUGGGGAGGAAUAAUUCCAAACGCCUGAAACGCAUUUGCUGGAUUCAAAGGAAGACAAGCUGUAGAGAAGAGAGCUCCAGACAUAUUUUCCCUCGCUGUUCAUAUAGAACCGUGUCAGGCAUUGGUCGUUUUGUCUGUUUUUCACUUUGGAAAACCAUAGUGAUUCGGCGACGAAGGCGGAUUUUAAGCUGGAUGUCAUUUUCACACGGAGGUGAAUCCGUUUGUUUACGUAUGUUUCCGCACUCAAGGACAGAACGGACCGUAAACAAAAACGGUACCACUCAGCCCAGUUGUCUGUCUGCUGGGCUGUUUUGCGUGUAAAUAGUGUUGUCUACAGAUACAUGGUGAAGACUGGAACUAGUUCUAGUAUUUGAAGCGAAAAAUAUGGACAUGUGUUCUGGUUAGCGCUCAAGCUGAUUGAACUGAAUUUGUGAACAUUUAUGUGAAGUGAUCCUUGUUUGAGUCCUGUGGCGGUGGCCAGUACCGAGUGACUGCCCUACUGUUUCAUCCGUAAGAUACAAUCACGAAAAAGCUAGGUUGUAUCGGUAGCAUCAUGGUGGUUUUCAAUGGGUUAUUGAAGAUAAAGGUCUGUAAGGCUUUGGACUUAAAGCCUACGGCAUGGUCAUUAAGGCACGCAGUGGGAGUAAAAUCCCAGACUUUUCUGUUGGAUACCUACAUCGCCCUAAACGUGGAUGAUUCACGCGUGGGUCAAACAUCUACCAAGCAGAAGACCAACAGUCCGGCGUGGAACGAUGAGUUUGUGACUGAAGUGUGUGACGGAAAGAAAAUUGAACUGUCUGUCUUUCACGACGCUCCAAUUGGAUACGACGAUUUUGUUGCCAAUUGCACAAUUCAGUUUGAAGAUCUGCUGCAGAACGGUAGUAGACACUUCGAGGACUGGAUUGAUCUGGAGCCUGAAGGCAAAGUGUUUGUCGUCAUUGACCUGUCAGGGUCUUCAGGUGAAGCUGCCAAUGACAAUGAAGAGCGAGUGUUCCGGGAGCGCAUGCGGCCGCGGAAACGGCAGGGGGCGGUGCGCCGGAGGGUCCACCAGGUCAACGGACACAAGUUUAUGGCCACCUACCUGAGACAGCCCACCUACUGCUCCCACUGCAGGGACUUCAUCUGGGGUGUGCUGGGGAAACAGGGAUACCAGUGUCAAGUAUGUACAUGUGUGGUCCACAAGCGCUGCCAUGAGUCCAUCAUCACCAAAUGUGCCGGGAUGAAGAAACAGGAGGAGGCUCCUCAGGAGGUGGGCUCCCAGCGGUUCAGUGUGAACAUGCCACACAAGUUCAGAAUCCACAGCUACAAAGUCCCCACCUUCUGCGACCACUGCGGCUCCCUGCUGUGGGGCCUCAUGCGUCAGGGCCUUCAGUGCAAAGCGUGUAAGAUGAAUGUGCACAGGCGCUGUGAGAGUAACGUGGCUCCUAGCUGUGGAGUGGACGCCAGAGGCAUCGCCAAAGUUCUCGCUGAGAUGGGCGUCACCCCAGACAAGAUCAACAACACCAACAGCACACAGAGGAGGAGAAAACUGAACUUGGGCCAAGAUUCUCACCAACCUGCAACAGAAAUCCCACAGCCUGAUCUAGAACGCUGCCAGUCAGCACCCAUCUCUCCCUCUGACCUGGAAUUUGCAGACCUGGUGAGCAUCCAUAAGACCUUGUCGUUUAGCCAGCGUGGUCCGGAGCAGCAGUCCUCUUCCUCCGUCUCGUCAGGCAGUAGCUCCGAGACCCGGCAGAACGGCGACGUCCGGUCCGUGCAGAGCAAGAGGAGGAGCCUGAUGGACUUCAGCUUCAUCAAGGUCCUGGGAAAGGGCAGCUUUGGCAAGGUGAUGCUGGCCGAGCUCAAGGGUACGGAUGAGGUUUACGCGGUGAAGGUCCUGAAGAAGGACGUGAUCCUGCAGGACGACGACGUGGACUGCACCCUGACCGAGAAGCGCAUCCUCGCUCUGGCCAGGAAGCACCCCUACCUGACCCAGCUCUUCUGCUGCUUCCAGACCAAGGACCGCCUGUUCUUUGUGAUGGAGUAUGUGAACGGGGGAGACCUCAUGUUUCAGAUCCAGAGGUCGAGGAAGUUUGAUGAGGCGCGCUCACGCUUCUACGCUGCCGAGGUCACUUCUGCGCUCAUGUUCCUGCACCUGCAUGGAGUCAUCUACAGAGACUUGAAGCUGGACAAUAUUCUGUUGGAUGCAGAGGGCCACUGUAAACUGGCAGACUUUGGCAUGUGUAAAGAGGGCAUCCUGGAUGGAGUCACCACCACUACCUUCUGUGGCACCCCUGAUUAUAUUGCUCCUGAGAUCUUGCAGGAGCUGGAGUAUGGGCCGUCGGUGGACUGGUGGGCUCUGGGAGUGCUGAUGUACGAGAUGAUGGCGGGGCAGCCUCCAUUCGAGGCCGACAACGAGGACGACCUGUUUGAGUCCAUCCUGCACGACGACGUGCUCUACCCUGUUUGGCUCAGCAAAGAGGCGGUCAACAUCCUCAAAGCGUUUAUGACCAAAAACCCCAGUAAGCGUCUGGGCUGUGUGGCGGCACAGGGCCUGGAGGAGGCCAUCAAAGCACACCCUUUCUUCAAAGAGAUCGACUGGGUCUUGCUGGAGCAGCGGCGAGUCAGGCCCCCUUUCAAGCCUCGUAUUAAAACCAAACGAGAUGUAAAUAACUUUGAUCAAGACUUCACUCGAGAAGAUCCUGUUCUGACCCCCGUGGAGGAGGACAUCAUCAAACAGAUAAACCAGGACGAGUUUAAAGGUUUCUCCUAUUUUGGAGAGGACGCUCUAUCCUAAAGUCUACUCCUAUCGCACCCUUGCACAAUACAGAUACAGACACAAAGAUAAUCCCCUACACACAUGAAACACACACACACACACACACACACACACACACACAC
Messenger RNA from Clupea harengus (Atlantic herring), 3148 nucleotides. Its product is annotated as protein kinase C epsilon type-like. Gene Ontology annotation, molecular function: diacylglycerol-dependent serine/threonine kinase activity; ATP binding. The record is from RefSeq and is a predicted model, not a curated record. NCBI's taxonomy places the organism in Eukaryota, Metazoa, Chordata, Actinopteri, Clupeiformes, Clupeidae. Gene Ontology annotation, biological process: protein phosphorylation.